Molecule: messenger RNA, 1865 nt
Organism: Beta vulgaris subsp. vulgaris (sugar beet)
Lineage: Eukaryota; Viridiplantae; Streptophyta; Magnoliopsida; Caryophyllales; Amaranthaceae
Product: pectinesterase 2
Exons: 2
Coding region: 59-1642 (527 amino acids)
Biological process (GO): cell wall modification
Molecular function (GO): pectinesterase inhibitor activity; pectinesterase activity
Source: RefSeq, a predicted model, not a curated record
AACUAAUUAAACCUCUCAUAUUUACUCCUACUCAAAAACCAUACAAAACCAUAAAUAAAUGGCUCCUAAUUAUGCGAUUUCAUUAAUGAUAGUUGUACUCUUCACAUCUUUGUUCUCGUUAUUUAUGCAUGUAGAAGGUUAUGGUCCUUCUAAAUUAUUGUCCUACUGGUGUAACCAAACACCAUACCCUAAACAAUGUGAAUAUUACCUUAGUCAUAACCAAAAACCUCCCAAUAUCAAAAGAAAAUCAGAUUUUCUUAAGAUGAUGAUGCAAAGUGCUAUAGAAAAUGCCGGAAAAGCCCAUAAAAAUGUUAAUUCUCUAGGCCAUAAUUGUAAGAAUGAGAAAGAAAAGGCGGCAUGGAAGGAUUGUUUGGAUGUCUAUGAGCUAAGUAUCCAAGGCCUAAACAAUACUAUGACCACCUCUAGUUGCACCAAAGAUGAUACUCAAACAUGGCUUAGUUCAGCCCUAACCCUAAUGCAAACAUGCCAAAAUGGGUUUAGAGAGUUGGGUGUUACAGAAAAUAUCAUGCCCAUGUUAUCUAAUGAUAAUAAUGUAUCAUGUUUGAUUAGCAAUGCACUUGCUAUUAAUGGGGAUGGAUCAAAUGGUCGUCGACUCGAGGGGCAGGACUGGGCCGGGACCAAGGGUGGAUUUCCAAGAUGGGUUAGACCUAGUGACCGGAAGUUGUUGCAGUCGGUGCCGAGCUCCGGCCGAGCCGACCUUGUGGUGGCACAAGAUGGGUCAGGAGAUUAUAAGACCAUAGGGCAAGCUAUAAGUGAUGCCUCAAGGAAAGGAGGAAGUGGGAGGUUUGUGAUAUAUAUAAAGGCAGGAAUUUAUAAGGAGAAUGUGGAAAUAGAGGAUAAGUUGAAGAAUAUUAUGUUGUUGGGGGAUGGUAUAGGGAGAACUAUUAUCACAGGGAGCAAAAGUGUUGGAGGAGGUAGCACUACCUUCAGAUCAGCUACCGUUGCUGUUAUGGGAAGUGGGUUCAUGGCACAAGGAAUAACAUUUAGGAACACAGCCGGUCCAUCAAACCACCAAGCUGUAGCCCUCCGCUCCAACUCCGAUCUCUCGGUCUUCUACAAAUGCAGCUUUGAAGGAUACCAAGAUACCCUUUAUGUUUUCUCAAAUCGCCAAUUUUACCGUGAAUGUGACAUUUAUGGUACCGUAGACUUUAUAUUUGGAAAUGCAGCUGCGGUCAUCCAAAAUUGUAACAUAUAUGCCCGAUUUGGUCCUUCUAGGACUGUUGCAAUUACAGCCCAAGGACGAUCCGACCCAAAUGAGAACACGGGUAUAUCGAUCCAUAACUCUCGGGUCAGCGCAUCUGAAGACCUAAAAGGAUCCAAGACUUACUUGGGUAGGCCAUGGAAAAAAUAUUCCCGAACUGUUUUUAUGAAGACAUAUUUAAGUGGUAUAGUUGAUCCUAAGGGAUGGCUUGAGUGGAAUGGCGAUUUUGCCCUUAGCACAUUGUAUUAUGGGGAAUAUGCAAAUACGGGUCCCGGUUCAUCCACGUCGAAUCGGGUGAAGUGGUCGGGUUACCAUGUGAUAACAAGUUCUGCUGAAGCUGGAAAAUUUAAUGUUGGGAAUUUUAUUGCUGGAAAUAACUGGUUGCCUAGUACUGGGGUGCCUUUCAAGUCCGAUCUUUAGGCUCAUUUCACGUAUCAUGAACAUGAUCAAUAUAUCAGUAUAUAUAGAAAUAGAAACAAUAUUAAUAAUGUAAAUUAUUGUAGGUAUUCAAAUAAAGAAUAUGCUAUGUAUAUAUAUAUAGCUAUAUAGGGUUUCUCUUUGAUCAUUUAUACAUAUUAGGAAACUUCGCAUGAAAAAUCUCCUAGCUAGGCAAGUCAAAGAAAUAUGGUAUCUAUAAGUAUUU